AUGGCUCUUGAAUCUACCGAACUAUCCUUUUCCCCAAACGCCCUUGCCUCACGUUCUCUAUUUAAACGGUGUGUGAAAUGCUCGUCAUCAGCACCAGAAUGCCCUACCUGCGAAUCUGGCUACACGUGUACUAUGAUUAGCCAGUCUUGUGACCAAUGUGCAACUAUGAAAUGUAUCCCCACCUCAUCCAGUGGUUCAGAUUCACAGAACGGCUCGUCAGGGGGAGGGAACAACGCGGGCGCUAUUGCGGGCGGUGUUAUCGGUGGUGUUGCUUUCGUCGCAAUCGUCACAUUCCUAGUGUGGUGGUUUUUUAUUCGCAAGAAGCGCGAGGAAUAUGCCCAACAAGCCCAACAAACCGCAGUCGAAGGAGAAAAGUCACCCGCACCCACACCUGCUCUACAGUCAAGAAAAUCGACGCAUUCUAUCGCUUCUACCGCCCUUACUCGCGCAUCGAACGUCAUUCAAAUCGCCUACAUCCCCGGUGUUACCAAUCGAUCACCACCCGAAACUCCACUUGUGCCGCCGGUUCCCCCACUUCCUGGUGCUACUCCUGAUCAACAUUUCUUCAUGCCCGGUGAUUUGCGCGAUUCUUCGUGGUCCGAUAUGACAAAUGAGCGCCGAAGCAUUGCGCCGAGUCUGCGCAGCAGUGUGGCCACCACAAUAUAUCGCAACAACGCAAUUGUCAGCCCCUUGCCAGCACAGCAGGCGAUGCGUACCCGGGCUGCCGUGGUCAGUAUUCAUAACGGACCAAACAGCCCGCAACAAGCGAGUACGGCGUCAGAUGCUCCUGCCGUGCCCGCCAUUACUCAGGCACAACUCGCGAAGGCUGGGGCCGCCGAACCAAAUAGCAACAGUUCAAUAGUAGCGCGGACUGUUACUGCCAAACCAGUCAUGGUGAAGGGUUCUUCAAAGAAGAAUAUUAACAAUACGCCUCCAACUGUUCAGGCAAUAUCCGAACAAUCAGAACCCAACACAUCUAUCUCUACUCCACAAUCCUUGCCUUCCAAGCCAGGACCUGAACAGUCUACUUCUGGUUUCGAUGCGAGCUCAUCAGAAGACGAAGAUGAGAAUUCUCAGCCAGCGGCCAACAACACCAAGCGUACCGAGACCGCUCACACCGAAUCACAACCCCAAACACCCACCGUAAUCGAGGAUUCCCCGGCCAUUGAUCAAGGCCCGUUUACGGAUCCAUCCACAACAGAGACCAAGGCACGGCCAUCGUCUCACUUGGAGGCCAACAAUGGAACCAGAUCAAACAGAAACAGUAGAGGUCCUCCCCCACGCGGCGAGAGCCCAUUCUCGGAUGCAAAUGAGGUGAAAUAA
This is a messenger RNA of Aspergillus tanneri, 1323 nucleotides long. RefSeq lists its product as uncharacterized. Lineage: Eukaryota; Fungi; Ascomycota; Eurotiomycetes; Eurotiales; Aspergillaceae. The coding region runs from base 1 to 1323 and encodes 440 amino acids. The transcript has 2 exons. The record is from RefSeq and is a predicted model, not a curated record.